This is a messenger RNA of Polyodon spathula (Mississippi paddlefish), 1160 nucleotides long. Its product is annotated as cerebellin-1. Bases 460 to 1029 code for a protein of 189 amino acids. NCBI's taxonomy places the organism in Eukaryota, Metazoa, Chordata, Actinopteri, Acipenseriformes, Polyodontidae. Gene Ontology annotation, cellular component: synaptic cleft; glutamatergic synapse. The transcript is spliced from 3 exons. Gene Ontology annotation, molecular function: protein binding. The record is from RefSeq and is a predicted model, not a curated record.
AGUGAGGCGGGAGCAGCGGAAAGCUCGCCUUUGUGUUUCUCUUCUAAUAUCUCACAUGUCAAUAAUUCAGAGCGGCACCAGACGGACACUGCGCUAUGUAUUCAGCUGUGUAUCGACUAGCCAGGGGCCGCUUUCUACAAUUCAGGGGUCAUUUCACCCAGCCUUAAAGUAGCACAAGAAGCAGGGAGACGCAAGCAAGCCAGUCAGCAAGCAAGCGCGCACAGGGGGCAAGGAAAAAUCAGAGAGCCCCCACUCGCAAAACUAAACCGGAGCGUAUAAAUAAAGGAUAUCAAAACAUAGAUUAAGAAGAAACAAACAAACAACAACAACAACAACUACAACAACAGAUCUUAAAACAUUCAAAUCUGGAUUGGAUAAAGAGAUAAGGAGCUGUAUCUGUGAGUCUAGAAGUGGGUUACUGCAAUCUGUUGAAAGCUGCAGACCGAAGAAGCAGCCGUCAUGCUGGUGCUUUUCCUGAGCGUGGUGUGGCUAGUUGGGCUAGUGUGCGGCCAGAACGAAACCGAACCCAUAGUCCUGGAGGGGAAAUGCCUGGUGGUUUGCGAUUCUAACCCCACCUCGGACACAACAGGGACGGCUCUGGGCAUCUCAGUGCGGUCGGGCAAUGCCAAGGUAGCGUUCUCCUCUGUUCGGAGCACGAACCACGAACCCUCGGAAAUGAGUAACCGAACUAUGGUCAUCUACUUCGACCAGGUACUCGUGAACGUUGGGAGCAAUUUUGACACGGAGAGAAGCACUUUCAUCGCUCCGCGAAAAGGGAUUUACAGUUUCAAUUUUCAUGUGGUCAAAGUGUAUAACAGACAGACGAUCCAGGUGAGCCUCAUGCUGAACGGAUGGGCCAUGAUCUCAGCGUUUGCCGGGGACCAGGAUGUCACCAGAGAGGCCGCCAGCAAUGGGGUUCUGCUCCAGAUGGAGAAAGGAGACCGAGUGUAUCUCAAACUGGAGAGAGGAAACCUAAUGGGAGGCUGGAAAUACUCCACGUUCUCAGGAUUCCUCGUCUUCCCCAUCUAAACAGGAUCGAAAACACACAGACGCUGGGAUGCCAGGAAAAAACAGAAAACAAAAAACACACACAAGGGGUAGGAAUGAUGAGUGAAUGAACGGCUCUCAGAUGCAGCUGCUUGUAGCUCUGGACAGAAAAC